GGCCCCCCCCUGAUUCAUGGCCGCCGCCGAGCUCCCUCAGCAGCGAGAGCGAGAGACAGACAGAGAGAGGGGAAGAAGAGGGCCCGAGAGAAUGUUUUCUUCACUUGAUGCUCAUGAGGGAAUCAUGAUGGUGAUAUCUUAGGGAUUUGCCAUAGUAUGGCUACUUUUCGAUCCCAGCGUGUUACAAGAUCGUCAGUUGGCUCAAAUGGUUUGGACGAAAACUUCUGCGGGCGAACCUUGAGGAAUCGGAGCAUAGUUCACCCGGAUGAUUCCUCCCCUUUUCCCCAGUUGAGGUCGCGGUCGCCAAAAAAGAAACAAGACACUGUACCACAACAGAAGGGCAUAAACGGCGGGAAGGUUGCUGAAUGCAAACAGCACAACGCUCGUGAGUCCUGGGCGAGCCCUAGAAAGAGGGGACUGUCAUGUUCCGAGAAGGAUAACCACGAGAAAAAGCCUUUGGACAUUUGUGACCCGAUAUUGCCCGUUUUUAAACGGGUAAAGCGAUGCUCCCGCUCGGAACCUGCGGAUGGCCCGGAGGAUGCAUCGUUGCUUGUUAAAACUGAAAAGGCUUCACUUGAGCGAAAAAGCUCAGCCGCAAACAACGAUGGGGACUUGUCGCAACUCAAGCGUGCUCGACGCUUUCUUUUACUGGAUGAUUGUGACAAAAGGGAGAUCAAAAAGGUGAAAGGGUUGGAUGGUGGAUGUGACGACUCACCGCUGCUGAAAGAGGUACCCACUCACCAGGCUGCCAAUGGGAUCAAUGAGAAAGAUGCUGCUGCUGCUCUGGAAUGCAGUGAUUGUGAACCUCUCGAUUUGAACAGUAAACCAAAAUGUGUUGAUGUUGAUACAUGUGCAUCCAUUUUACCAACAGAAACUGAAAACAGCAAUUCAGGUGGCCGCUCACUGCUGCUUAAUGGCAGUAAGGUGGCCACUGUUUCAGAGCCUGAUGUGCCUUCUACAGAUUCAGAGUGGGAAGACGACAGGACAAUAAGCGACUGCCACUCUGUGUCACAACAAUCUACCACAAUUCUAGCAACUGAAAACCCAUUGCAAAUCAGGGAAUCUGAGGAAGAGGUUGAUGUUGUGGGAUAUAGUUUGUUCCAGCCAAAGGAACAGUGUUUUGAAAAUGCCAGUUGCAGUAUCGAUGCUGCUCAGGAUGUCGAACAGAUCUCAGGGGUGCCUGAUUCUUCUGCAGUGCUGGACUCUGGACUUGGUCCCUUGCUUGAACCUCAAGAACACAGGUAUGCACUGAGAACUUCGCCCAGAAGGGCUGCAGUUAACAAGUGCAGCUCUCAAAAGAUAAGCUCACCCAACAGGGACAAUGGGCAGGUGGAAGACAAAUCUCUCAGUCUUAAUGAAUGUGAAAAGACUGGAGGACCAGUAGUGGCUGCAGAAAAUGAGCACUGUGCGAAAUUGGAAGAGGGUGACUCUCAGGCAAAGGGAGAGCUGCCCCAGGACAGGGCUGGAGAAUGUUUCAGUGGCAAUGUGCCCGAUUCAUUUGCACAGCUUGGCUUGGACAGAGGACACUUGUACACAAGCAGGGAGAGCAGCAGCCAGCAAUCUAGAGAAGAGGAGGAGGAAGAACCUGAUGUAUACUACUUUGAAUCAGAUCAUGUGGCACUGAAACACAACAAAGAUUACCAGAGGCUGCUACAGACCAUUGCUGUGCUGGAAGCCCAACGGGCCCAGGCUAUUCAAGACUUGGAAUGUUUAAGCAGACAUCAGAAAGAAGGGCUGAAGGAACCCAUUACGUUUGUGGAAAAUCUCCAACAGAAGGUUGACAUGGGAUUUCCAUGCCCACAAAGAGUGGUUCAGCUGCCUCAGAUCCCAUGGGACCAUUAUACGUCUGGGCUAGGAAAUUUUGAGAAAGAAUACAGAAAUAAGAAACACAACACACGGAGAUUAAAACUCGUCUUUGACAAAGUUUUCUCGGCUGGGCCAGGUUUGCCUGUGAGACCAAAAAGCCCCAUGGAUUCCAAGAAGGAUGCAGAGUCAUCAUCCUCCUCUUUUUACUCUUCAAUGUUGCCUUCAAGCGAUGCCCCCGAAGUAAUGAUAAACAGCCGUGCGCAGGUAAUAAGAGGAAGGAUUUGUGAUGACUCCAAGUCAGAAACAUUUAACCAGCUGUGGAGUGUAGAAGAACAGAAAAGAUUAGAGGAGCUGCUCCUUAAAUAUCCUCCUGAAGAAGUGGAAACGCGACGCUGGCAGAAGAUAGCUGACAAACUAGGCAACCGAACGGCCAAACAGGUUGCCAGCAGGGUGCAGAAGUAUUUCAUUAAACUAGCUAAAGCUGGAAUCCCUAUUCCGGGCAGAACUCCGAACUUGUACCUGCAUUCAAAAAAGUCUUCGAAUAGGCGCCAGCACCCUCUCAACAAGCAUCUCUUCCGGCCAUCCACCUUCAUGACCUCGCACGAGCCUCCUGUCUAUAUGGAUGAUGAAGACGAUAGAAGCAGCUUCUACAGUAGUCAGCUUGAUGCAGCCGCAGACGAAGAGGUCUCGGAUGAUGAAAGCAUUCCACCUUCGUAUCGCCACACAGCAGAAUACAAAGAGCUGAUGUGCUUGAAGAAACUGAAAAAGCAGAAGCUUGAGCUGAUGCAGGCAGAGAGCAGUUUUGUACAGCACAUCGGGUUUAAGUGUGACAACUGUGGCACAGAGCCGAUUCUCGGGUUACGGUGGCAUUGCCAAGACUGUCCACCAGACAGUUCGGUGGAUUUCUGCGACAGUUGUUCGGACUGCUUGUACGAAACAGAGAUUCACAAAGGUGACCAUCAGCUGGACCCUAUCUACAGAGUUGAGACAUUUCUGGACAGAGAUUACUGCAUGUCUCAGGACACCAGUUACAACUACCUUGAUCCGAACUACUUCCCGGCAAACAGAUGACACAAAGGGCAUAGUUGGGGAGGAAAAAAUCAAAACUCCCAGAGGGAGUUGACUUUAUGCUCUUCAGUGCAUUGAAAAAUCAGGCUCCAUUCGUUGAUGCCUUGCACAGAUUGAAAGCAUCCUGCUGCUGUUCCAAAAAAAAAAAAAAAUGUCCGCAGGCGAUGGCUUUUCACUGGGCACACUCGUCGACUACGGCCCUACGCUCCCCGCGGUCCAUUAUAAGUCAUUCAACAGCAGGUGAACAUUCCUUACGUACAGCGGGUUUCCUCGAGUUGCCUUCCACGCACUCUUUCUCUCUGUUUGUCUGCCUCGUGCUCUCUCUCGCUCAAAGUUCCGUUCCCAUCUGUCGAUGGACAUGGAGGAGAAAGGGAAGGCAAGACGGUUACAAACUGCGCAGGCCCAGUUAUUUAAUUCCAAAGGCGAGAUCGGUUUCUGUGACAAAGACUGUACUCUUAACCAUAAUAUGAUGUAGAUAAAUGUCUGUGUAGACGAGUAUUUAUGGAACCACAAGAUACAUUAAAUUUGCUAUUAUGUUGUGUAGUGUAUAGUCCUAGUGGCACGAAAGGGGGCUGCCUUUUGUUGUUGGAAAGGAAGUUCUAGGUUUUACACGAGAGAAAGUUGAAUUUAUUAAGCAAGUAAAGUUGACGGUAGCGAUGCUGGACCUGGUUAUGGUCCUGAGCAUUGAACCUGCCUAACACAAUCAGCUGCUUACACCCAAAAGGCCUCUUGGCUUCUGUCUCUGUCAGCCCUUCCCCUGAUCAACAGCGAAGCACUACGUGAGGCAAGGAAUGUUAGGGGCAACAACGAAGAAAUGUGGGUGUGUUUUCCCUUCACACCACAACUCCCUCCUUCCCCCCCACCCGCCCCCACCAACCUCCACCUCCUCCCCCACCCAACAAACAAAGCUGCACGGAUGAAGUUUGAAUACAGUCAGUCGUCAGUGAAAGUGUUUUUAGAUGUAAUGUGAUAUAAAACGACUAUGUAAUGUGUACUAAAAUAUGGUGAAAAAAGUACAGUGGUAGCAACAGUGUACAUCACUUUAUAUAAACACACCUCCACCAACUUCAGAAUCAAACAGAGCCCUCUCCUUCUCUACCCCUUUAAUGAGAGUUGUCCCCACAACUCAUUAACAAAACUGCCUAUAAAAGAUAAUCAAGUAUUAUAAUAAAUUCCCUUUUUUGUAGUCUGCACAAAAGCUCCAUUUGCUGAAAGAUUGUAUUUUUACUAUGUAUUUAAAUGAAUGAUCGAUACUAGUCAGCAGUGAGCACGGGGUUCAGCUGCGAACUUUUUUACCAGUAGUUGUGCAUUGAUUAGAACAUUUUUGUACGGUUUCAGUUUCUGGCCUCAUAUCUGUGUGUAUGCAAUAUGUUCUUAUACAGAUCUGUACAACUGUCAGGAGAGCUGUGAGAAAUAAAAACAAUGUGGAACUAG
Molecule: messenger RNA, 4308 nt
Organism: Carcharodon carcharias (great white shark)
Lineage: Eukaryota; Metazoa; Chordata; Chondrichthyes; Lamniformes; Lamnidae
Gene: zzz3
Product: zinc finger, ZZ-type containing 3
Exons: 12
Coding region: 157-2877 (906 amino acids)
Molecular function (GO): zinc ion binding
Source: RefSeq, a predicted model, not a curated record